AAGAAGGUGGUCACGGCUUCCGUGGCCCCUUCCUCCUCUUGCUUCAUUCGCUCCUGCACACCUGCUGCCGGCACCAUGCAGCCUCCUCGCCGCCUCCUCCUCCUCCUCCUCUUUCUCCUGCUUCUUCCUGCGAUGUGGGCAGAUCCAGAGGGCUCUUAUAAACUCCGUGCUUUCCAAACCUCCAUCUUCCACAACACCAGCUUUGUGGACAAUUCAGCCUGGAGCACCCUGGAGGACAUUGUCUUUGCUGCCCUGGAGAAAUACACCUGGAACAUCCUCUACCUAUACCCAUGGGUUUACCCAUCCCUGCCUGCAGUAGAGUGGGAGAACCUGCAAAACGUGUUCAGGAUUUAUAUGCACAACAUCCCUCUGUCCCUGUCCAGUGACGCCAGGAUGUUCCAGGCACCCUACCCCUUUGUGAUCCAGUACGUGACCGGCUGCGACUUGUAUCCCAAUGGCUCCUAUACCAAAUUCUAUCAUAUCGCAUACAAUGCCCAUGAUUUCCUCAACUUCAAUGUGGACAAGGGCCGCUGGGAGAGACAGCAGGAGAGCGAGCUGGCGGCACAAGUUGAGGGGCAGUUCAACAACUAUACCAUCUUCUCUGCCACCCUGCAGUACCACCUCAAUGUCACCUGUGUUGACUACAUGAAGAAAUUCAUCGAGUAUGGGAAGGCAUCUCUGGAGAGACAAGAGAUGCCCGUGGCCACGGUCUUCGCCCGCACGCCCAGACCAGACCAGCUCCUGCUGGUUUGCCAUGUCACCGGCUUCUACCCGCGACCCAUCAGCGUGGCAUGGCUGCGGGACGGCCAGGAGGUGCCACCAGGCCCGACGCUCAACACCAGCGCCAUCCUGCCCAACGCCGACCUCACCUACCAGCUCCGCAGCAUCCUGGCCGUGGCCCCCCGUGAUGGGCACAGCUACGCCUGCCGCGUGCGGCACCGCAGCCUGGGCACGCACAGCCUCCUCAUCCCUUGGGGCAGCUCCAAGGUAGCUCUCAGUGUCGGCAUCACCACUGUGGUCCUGCUGGCCAUUGCUGCAGCCCUCGCUGGGGCCAUCUGGCACUACAGGCGCAGCAUAGACAUUAAAUCAAGAAAGAAGGUCUUCCUCACCCACGCGCAGCCCUUCCCCACAGCUCAAGGUGAACAAACAAACUGGUCGGAAGGCGCAGGUGGCAGUGAGCUAGCGGGAGUCCAGAUAGGAAGAUCCCCAGCAAGUGCUGCACAGUCACUAGCUGUUAUUGAUAGGAAAAUGGCACCUUCCUAG
Messenger RNA from Chroicocephalus ridibundus (black-headed gull), 1263 nucleotides. Its product is annotated as antigen-presenting glycoprotein CD1d-like. NCBI's taxonomy places the organism in Eukaryota, Metazoa, Chordata, Aves, Charadriiformes, Laridae. The coding region runs from base 76 to 1263 and encodes 395 amino acids. Gene Ontology annotation, cellular component: external side of plasma membrane. Gene Ontology annotation, molecular function: lipopeptide binding; endogenous lipid antigen binding; exogenous lipid antigen binding. The transcript is spliced from 8 exons. The record is from RefSeq and is a predicted model, not a curated record. Gene Ontology annotation, biological process: antigen processing and presentation, exogenous lipid antigen via MHC class Ib; positive regulation of T cell mediated cytotoxicity; antigen processing and presentation, endogenous lipid antigen via MHC class Ib.